Corvus hawaiiensis (hawaiian crow) is the source of this 4546-nucleotide messenger RNA. RefSeq lists its product as uncharacterized. The transcript has 2 exons. NCBI's taxonomy places the organism in Eukaryota, Metazoa, Chordata, Aves, Passeriformes, Corvidae. The coding region runs from base 1 to 903 and encodes 300 amino acids. The record is from RefSeq and is a predicted model, not a curated record.
AUGGGCUGGGAAAACUGCAUCUGGAUUGUUGGGAUGCUGAUGGAGGUGAAGAUCUGCCGAAUCCAGCGCUCCUUAGCAUCCCAUUCCCGAGUGGAUUUGGCGUCUGGAGCAAGCAGCUUCUUGGCCUCCUCCCACAGGUACCGCCCUGCUCCUCACCCCUUAUCCCACAUCUGGAAAUCUGGAAUCUGGAAAGGGGAGCAGAGGGGGAGAACACUCACAGAGAUGCCCAGCAGAGAAUUUAAGAGCAGAAUCCUUUUCCUGGGGCAGGACUUGGGAGGGUUGCUCCUGCGGGGCCGGAGCUGCGGGAAGCAGCCGGAUCCUCUCCCUCUGUCAUGGCCGAGGAGCCCGAGGGACAAAGGAUUCGCAGCCAAGAACGAGAAGCACAGGCUGGGGGGGAGCCCAGGGGAGCGGGAACAGGCUGGGAGCCACGGGGCCGAUCCCAAUCCUCCGACUGUGCCGGGAGAACAAACAGCACCGCCAGCGCUGCGGGCCCGGCUGCUUCCCAAAGGGAACAAACACAAACAGCCGUUCCCGCUCCCCGUUGGAGCUGGGACGGUGCCACCAUCCCACAGGGCUCAGGGCACUCGGUGGAGAGUGGUUGUACAGCUGGAAAGAUCCUGGGAUUCUCCCUUGGGAAGUUCCUGUGCCUCCGUGCCCGUCCACGCCAUGCCAAACCUGGCAUUUCCUAAUUUCACACCACAUCCUCCAAGCUGGGCACCGUCCCUUGUGCCCUGGGCUCACAGGUCACAGCAAGGGAUGCCUCUGAAGGGACAAUUCGGUGCCCCCCCAUUGUGGGUGAAGCCAUUCAGGGCCCUGCCUGUGCUUGGAGAAUAUUUGGGAGAAUUCCCGCUGUUGUUUUUGCCGGAGGGAGUAACCCCGGGAGCUCCAGCACUCACUGGGUGACACAGCUCUGAACCCACCCAGCACCUCCAGCAGGGUUUGUGCAACCGGGGGGGGAUUUUUGGGAGCUUCUGCACGGAGGAUUUGAGGCGGAAGCAGGGAGAGGCCGAGCCGCAGCCUCAGCGAGGUGAGGACUCACAAACAGGACCCUCAUCCAGACUCUGGAGCCAAAUCCCGCUCCCAGCCCAGAGCAGCAGGGAUGGCCUGGAGGGAUCACGGCGUGGACACAAACCCUGCGCCCCAAAUCCUGUCCGGCACCCCGGGCAUCCACCCCCAAAUCCCCCGGGAUCGCGGCGCUGCCUGCCGGGAGCGGGAGCUGCUGGUGGGCUGCAAUCAACAGCCAUAUGUCACCGAGGCUGAGGAACAUGAUGUCUUCUUCGCUGAGGGGUGAAUCAGUACCCGAGUCUGAUAUUCUUCUCCUCCUGAAUUAAUUAAGCAGCAAUCUCGGGUGUCUUUGUCUUUCCAGCUAUUAUCUGCUCGUUCCAAAGCGCUCCCGCAAGCGCCAUCCCAGCAGGAGCGCGGGAAUGACUGCGGGGAACGAGCUCCCAGCCUUGGCUCACGGACUCCUUCCCCUGCCACACGUGGGGAGACGGAGGUGGGAAGUGCGAAGUGGGAAGUGGGAAGUGGGAGCUCACCUGGACUCUCACACCUGAUUCCGUUUGCAGCCCAGGUCAGGAGUUCCCUCCCAAAAAAAACCCCUGGCACUUGUAGGGUCUCCUCACCCUGGUGCUCCCCAGAUCACCCCCUUGGGAUCUGGGUGCCAAAGGGAUGUCCCGGGGGCUGGGGGGUGCAGGGAGGGCAGCUUUACACCACUGCCUCUGUUCCCUUUUGCCUGUUUCACCUCCUUCCCUGGGAUUUGAAUGGCAGAACUCGCCGGGAAUUCGGGUGGGAGGGGAGGAUCUGCCAGAAAAUCCUCCUGAGGAGAUCCAAGACACUUCACCAAACUCAUGGAUGAGUUGGCUCUGGAUUCCAGCUGGGGAAACUGAGGCAGCAAGCGAGGGAAAACUCCUGCCUGGGAAAAUUCUGUCUGGCUUAGAUGUGGGGCCAGAGUCCCUGUCCUUGUCCCAGUUAUUGACCGAGCCCAGGUAACUGGAGCUGGAGGAGGCAGAAACCACAUCCUCCCCCUGGAAUCGACGGCGGUUGGAUGCCAGGAGGGCCGGAGGGAGCCAGGGCCGAGCUGGACGUGCCCCAGGCAGGGAGCAGAGGCCUGAGCAGGGGACGAGAACUUUCCCUGACAUCCCUGAGCCAUCCCGCAGCCUCCCGGCCACCCCAAACCCCUCUGUCCCCACGGGCCACGGCCACCCCGGGGUGGGUGCUCAGAGACUCCGGGUUUCUCCCUGCUCCCUGUAAUCCGUCUGGCCCUGAUAUAGCCGCUGACCCGGGGGGAAUCUAAAUUUAGCGGGAUGAAUCCCGCCCUGUGUCCCAAGGGCUGAUGCCCUUGAGGCAGAACGACAGCGGGGCUGGGGCUGUAGGGACAGGUCCACACAGCCCCAGGACACUGUGGACACUCUCCUGGAGAGCCCCAAGACACUGUGGACACUCUCCUGCAGGGCUGGAGCAGGGACAGGGGCACGGAGAGAGGAGACUGGAGCAGGGGAAUGGCACUCUUGGGUUGUGAUCCCAUAAACAGGGGUGGCUCACAGCUCAGGAGCCACCCUGAGGUGUGGCAGGAAGCCCCCCCUGCUCCCCUGUCCCCCCAGUGCCUCACAGGAGAAGCAUCUGCUCGGGGAGGGGCACGGAGGGGGCACACGGCCGGCGGUGGCAGCUGGCGCUGUCACUUGCCAAGGGACACCGAGGGCAGCGAGCCCGACCGAGGUCCGGCCCCUCGCAGCCCGCGGGGGACACUCGGCGGGUCCAGAGCCGAGCACUUGCACUCGUGACACUUGUGACGGAUCCACCCCUCGGGGACGCGGGGAGAGGGCGGCCGGGAGCGCGCACGGACAGCCGGCCGGACAGCCGGCCAGCCGAACAGCCGGACAGCAGGACAGCCGGACAGCCGGACAGCAGGACAGCAGGACAGCCGGACAGCCGGACAGCCGGACAGCAGGACAGCAGGACAGCCGGCCAGCGGCCCCGCUGCGGUAACGCCGCCCUCUAACGGCCACCGGCCCCGCCGCUCCCCCCGCGCCGCCCGUCCCCCCGCGGGGCCCCGGUGCCCAGGCGGGGCUCACCUGGACGUGCACCAUGCCGCAGUCCCCGCAGUCCGUGCAGCUCCCCGGCAGCACCAGGCACAGCACCCCGCGGCCGCCCCGCUCCAGCUCCGGCCGCGCCGCCGGGGACCGCGGUCCCCCGGGGAUGCUCUGCCCCGCCAGCACCGCACCGAGCCCCGGCUGCGGGGACACCCCCGGCCGCUGCUGCCCGCGCCGGGGCCUCGGCGGCCGCUGCAGCCGCUAAUUCCCGUGAGCCCGCCUCUGCCUGGCGGGUCACCAGCAGGAGAUUAGCGAGAUCAGGAGAAAGCUCCCCAGCACGCUCCCGGCGCCGUGCGCCGUCCCUGCCGCCGCCUCCGCCGGCCCCAGCGGUGCCACCGUCACACGUGCAGCGAGCACGGCCCCGUGGGGAGCACCGGCAGCGGCCGCACGCUGCUCCCGACGCGGCGGGUACGCCCCAAACGGGCCGCCGCCUUCGGGCGAACGAGAGCCGUGCUCCGUGCGGGUGUUUGGGGUGCUCCCGACGCCGAGGAGCUCCGUGUGGCACACGGGGGAGCGAGAGGGUGUUUGGGGUGCAGGGAUGCUCCCGGCUGCUGGAACCCGCGGGCACUCUCUGACCACACGGCCCUUGGAGCAGAGCUGGCACCCAAACCCUUGGUCGCCACUGCCAGCGGGAGCCAGGGCAUGGCCGGCUCACCCCAAACUCACCCCCAGCUCUCGGCACGCACAAGGUGGGCACGGGGAGGGGUGGAAGGUUGGGGAGGGGGAAAUCACAAAAUCACAAAAAAAGGAAGGCUGGCCCCCAAGAAGGGGACCCCAGGAGGGGGUGACCCCUUGGCAGUGCUGCUUUUGGGGUAAACCACAAACCCCAGCCAGAACUGGCACCCAGCACCAAAAUCCCAGACUGUUCAUGGUCCCACUGACCCCCUCGAGCCCCUCUGGCUGUCCCCUGUCACCAGAGGCUGCUCCUGGGGGCAAUUCGGGGGUGCAAGGGGGAAGAAUUUUUGUGUGCCAGGCCCUGGCAGGGUCCAUAGGGUGAGGAACCAGUGCAGGAGAAGGGAGAACUGCAGGAACUUAAUUAAUUAAUUAAAAAAAAAAAAUUAAAAGCAAUAAAGAAUAAUCUACAGCUGUCCCAAAAGCACUUGGUGAGGCUGAGCGAUCCCACGAGGGAUCCAUCCAGCGUCUGCUCCUCAUGGAAGGGGUGGAAAAUCCAGCAUGAAAUUUGUGGGGGGGGGGGGGGGGGGGGGGGGGGGGGGGGAAACGGCUCCCGUGGGGCUUCCAGAGGGAGGGGAAACAGGGAGGAGGUGCCAGAUCCCAGGGGACAAGGCAGGGAUGAUGCCAAGCCCCCGCUCUGGGAGCCACCCAGCCAUCCCUGAGGAAAAGGAGCUGGUUUGCUGCAGGCAGCAGGCUCAGGGCUUCCUGAGGGCUCCUGGAAAAAUAAUCCGGCACGGGAAUAUCACACGGCUCGUGUUUCUCUAAAUAAGUCAUUUUUCCACUGC